This is a messenger RNA of Carcharodon carcharias (great white shark), 3842 nucleotides long. RefSeq names its product EF-hand calcium binding domain 14 (gene efcab14). Lineage: Eukaryota; Metazoa; Chordata; Chondrichthyes; Lamniformes; Lamnidae. The coding region runs from base 191 to 1573 and encodes 460 amino acids. The record is from RefSeq and is a predicted model, not a curated record. The transcript is spliced from 10 exons.
GCGGCUUGUGACGAGGUGGAGUUUGGCUGCUGUUUGGGGGGCGGGAGUGGAAGAUUCGGGACUUGAUCUUCACCCGGUAACUCUGGCCUCAUCCUCCUGGUUUAUAUGUUGGGCCACGAACCGCUACAAGCUGGAGAGCAAACACGGGCAGCUUGAUGUUCAGUAUAAAGCGGCGACGCCGCAGAAGAAGAUGAAGAAGCGGAAGGAGCUGAACGCGCUUAUCGGUCUCUCCGGCGACGGCAAGAAAAAGAAGUCGAAGAAAAGCUCCGGGCACCAGCUACUACUGCGGACCGAGGCCACGGCCACGGCCUCUGACUCUGAAUCCACCUCCGAGUUCGACGAGUUCGCGCAACCAGCCUCCAGCUCCCUGUUUGCAAAGGGAGGCUACAUAAGAUGCUGCAAGAUUUGUUACCCACUGUGUGCAUUUGUUAUGCUAGCUGCUUGUGUAGUGGCUUGUGUUGGUUUGGUUUGGAUGCAGGUUGCCCUCAAAGAAGAUCUGGAUGCGCUGAAAGAAAAGUUCAGAACAUUGGAAUCUAGUCAAAAGACCUCGUUUAGUGACAUUCCAAAGCUAAAUGAAGACCUCCUUGCAGUCCAGAAGGACCUUACCAAAAUAGACACUGGAGACAGAGGGAUUAGCAAAAUAUGGACCAACAUCACUGAGUUGAAUAAGCAAAUUAGCCAACUGAAUUCAGCUGUUGCCCAUUUAAAAGCCAAUGUCAAAUCAGCAUCCGACUUGAUCAACCUUCCAGUCACUCUGGAAGAACUCCAGAAGAGUGUCGCCACAAUCGGGAGCACACUUACCAGUGUUCAACAUGACGUUGAUACUGUACGGACUACCUUAGAGAAUCAAAAGAAAAUAGUGGAGACACUUCAACAAAACAAGGACAUCUUGGACCUGCAUGAUGAAGUGGAUAAGGUGAAUGCCACCCAAACAUUUUAUCAUACACACAAUGACGAAAAGCUGCAUCACAUAGAUUUAGCAGUUAAUAAUCUCAGCCAGAGAGUUAUCUUAUUGGAGAACAAUUUACUAACUGCCAGUAAUGCGACUAAAAUUGAGAGCGUAAAUGACUCUGUGGUGGCUCUGGUGAAUAACUCUCAGGAAGUAGUCAGUUCAGAUCAACCAGUUGCGUUCAAAGCACAGAAAUCUUCAGGACUAAACCAGAAUGACAGCAGUCAAAUGUCAAACCUUAGGGAGAGGUUGAAGGUUAUGGUGAAUGCCCUGACUAGCAAGCCAGAUAAUUUAGGCAAUGCAAAUGCAAUCAUCAAUCAAGGUAAUACAAGUUUAACUUCUACAGUGAAACCGUCAGUAUCUUCGACACUUCCAGUAAAAGCAGUAGCUAAAAAAAACAAUAAAAGGAAUGUCAAAUUAAAACACCUUUCAUUUCCGGGGAUUACCAAUAUAAAAGGUCUACAAGAUCUGUUCCUUAAUUCUAAUGAUGGCCAACUCUCUUAUCAAGAUCUUUACAAUUUAUUUGGGAUCCAAACCCCUAAGCCUGAAGAACUUCAGCAAUUUGAUUUGAAUGAAGAUGGAAGAUUCUCUCAAACAGAACUCAUUAAUGCAUUUGGUCCAUAAGGUUGGGAUGGGGGUUACACAAUAUAGUAUCUAUUUGGACUGGUAAAGUUUUUUUAAACUGAAGUACUGACUUAUAAUUGCUACAAUUGCACCUUUUAACCAGUAUUUCGCUAUUGUGCAAAAUUUGAUUAUAUCCUUAUAGAAUAGAUAUUCUAACUUAGCUUUGGGUUUUCCUCAAACAUUUUUUAUGAAUCAGUCUGUAAUAUCUUGCCUGAGUAAGGAAUGAAUCAUUCAGGAUUUUGUUUUUACUUUAAAUUUCAUACUCAAAGUGAACUGGCUUGUUAAACUUUAUUAAUAAUCAAACUUGUUGCAGGUUCAUAAACUUAACUUGUACAGUACAGGUUUCCAUUCAUUUUGGUGGAGACAAAAGUGAAUUAAUUUUUGUGCUUUGAGCCUUCCAUUGGUGCUGAAGGGAGGGUGAAAAACAUUGCCUCUUUGAACUCAGAAGUUCUACUCAUAAGUAUGAGGUGGUUAUGUUUAAUGCCACCCCUUCACCCCCAACACAUCCAUCUGGAAGUUUCAGAAAUUUCCAUUAUUUUCAAUGGAGAAUUCAUAACCAUUUUAGUCACCCUUGACAGAAUUUUAAUAUGCAUAUCCCACUGAUUUGAGGCAAAUUACUAGAGAGAUUUGUGACUACUCUAAGUUUUAUCUUGGGAUUGACCUUUGCUAAACUGUUGCAGGACAUUACCGGCUCUGAAGAUUUGCGAAGUUCAACAAUUUGUGUACUGUAUGUAAAGUGCAGUAACUACAACCACUUUUGUGCAGGUAAAUAAGACAGAUUUCAUAUUGCUUCUGUGCUAUGUUCAUGCUUGUGGCUCCCAAUGUAUAGAUUACAGAUAGCUGGCAGCAACCUCAAAGGAAACUUGGAUUUACUAAUACUGGCUACUAGGAAGACCCUUUUUUAAAAAAAAAAUGCAUUUUUACUUUGAGGUUUUUGCCAUCAGUUUGAGAGUCGUGCACUGGCAUGGCUCACAACCAAUAUAAUUGCAUCUUAAAAAUAACUUUGUUCCUUUUUUUUUGAACGAGCGGUUCGUGUUCUUUAGAUUUUUUUAAUCUAAACCAUUCCUUCAUUUAUUUAAGAACUGGGCUAUCUUUCAGACCUGUCACUCAGUCACUUUAGUUCAGUCCGAAAAGGGGUUUGUUUUGCAGAUUGACCUUGUGAACAGCUGCAGCAGACAAUGUCAUAGGCUAUUGAGUGAAAAACUAACCUGUAGGUUCAGUUGUUUACAGCACUGGAGUUUCAUUAUUAAGAUCAGUACUUAAACAUGCAACCUUAUAACAUUGAAGUUUUCUUUGAGUUCAAUCAUUAGACAUGUUAUUUUCUGAUAGUGGCAUAAAAUAAUAAUAUAAAUAUAAAACCAGAUUAGCAAGGUAUAAAUGAGCAUUAAAAUCAGCAUCCAUGUCUCUAGCACGUGCUUGGCAAUAAUUAAAAAAAAUUUUGGGCUUGGAAUAAGUCUAUCUGGUAUUGACUUUAGAUACCAUUAACUGUGUAACAUUCUGAAUGAUAUGCUCAAAUUCAGUGCAUUCCACAAGUGCAAAAUUUUAUUAGGUGAGGAAGAAAGUUUAACAGUCAAUACAAAAUGUUGGAUUUUAUGAUCAUAUUCUCAUAUUGGUUCUUUGCUGACACUAGCUCUGCAUUGAUCAUAGUAUUUUGUGAAUAAGUAUUUUUGUUCUGCGUAAUUUUAAAAAAAUUUACUUCAACUCCAUAGAUCUGUUCCAAUAAUAGCGCCUCUAAUUAUACUAGCAAUAAAAGAUCGGCCUUUCUGGUAUUUUUGUAUUUCAUUGUGAUAAGUUUCAUUCAGUUUUGCAGAGAUAUUUGCAGGAAGGUUGAUCUAAUUUUGUGAUGCAGGUGUGGGAGGAAAAAUAAUUCAGGUUGUUUGCACUGUUGGUUGUUGGAUUUUUUAAAAUAUAUAUAUAUACAUAUAUAUAUAUAUAAUGCAAUGCUGUUGAUGAUACCUAAAGGUGAACACUGGGCAAGUAUCCUAAAAUAAAGGAACUGCUUUGCUGCAGGGACAUUUUGGUACUGUCAUAUAAAUGGUAGAUCAUAAAUGUCUUAAGUAAUUCUUAUAAAUAAAGUCAUUUUAAAUUUCACUCUGUGUUGUAUACAAUGCACUAAAAUGUAUUUUGAGAAGUUAUUCCUGUAAUAAAAUGGUUAGUUACAUUGUAUUAAAGUAACAACCAUUGUUUUGAUGACUUGUGUUUUGCAUGUUUCAUAUCAUGUAAUGAUCAAAAUAUUUAUUUAUCAAAUAAUAAAAAGAUCAUAUUCCAA